AUGCCAUCGCACUUCACUCCACGACUCAUUGUGGCAACAAUGACUGGAGUGUUGGUCAUCAGCCUCACUGUUUUCUUUUUCUUCAGUCAAGCUGCACCGUUCUUUGUGCCGCGUGAAAUAAAUCACACAGCGUCAUCGCGUCCCUCGGACUUCGACACCUCUUCUAAUUUUGUUCCGCGACAGAACAUAUGGGCAGAUUUGUCCGAUCGGGAAGUUGUGGACGUUCUAAAGCACGUCCAUUCUGUUGCCUCUGAUCUCAACCUCACAGCCGCCGUGAAUGCUACAUUGUGGGACAACUUUGUUCACGGAAUUGAACUGUCUCGGCCCACUAAGAAGGAUGCCCUGAGGUUUAUUACCGGUGUAUCUGAGAAACCUACCCCAAGAUAUGCGCGAAUCGCCGUCCACCAUGGCACAUCCUCCGAAGUAUACUGGGAUGAGUAUAUUGUGGGUCCGUUGCCCGUGUCGGAAGACACAAAAAUAAACCCCGUUGAGUAUCGUCAUCGGACAGAGCUCGAACAUGCGCGAAAUCUUGUACCUGAUGCAAUUUCUUUCAAGCACUGGCCCUACUCAAUCGCUCAAUCUGUGGCCGAUAUCACGCAGGAUCUCCUUGGAAGCACAAUUAAUGCAGACGGAAAACUCGAUCCAGAUGGUCUGGAGAUGAGCUUCCGCGACCCCUGGGUUAAAGAUGGUCGCAUCCUGCGCUGGUGUAGUUUCCAGCGGGCUGGAAGUCGCGCCGAAGCAGGAACCCUUCUUCCACAAGGUCUUUACGUCAAGCUAGACACCACUGGACGAGAUCCAAACAAAUGGAAAGUGCUCCGAUGGUAUUACAAUGGACAUUUGUAUCACUCUACGGAAGAUUUUCGCGCUGCAUGGCAAUCACCCGGAUUUGACAAAUUGCCACCGAACCAUGAUGGGCCCUGGACCACUAUCGAGGAGUUCUCAUCUCAUGUAUAUGAGCGAGAAAAGCCAGCGCCUAUCAUGAUUCACGCAGGAGGGCCACGGUAUCAACUAGACCGCCAUGCCCAGUAUGUGUCAUGGAUGGGCUUUACCUUUUACUGGUCAUUUGCGCAGGCAACGGGGAUCACCUUGUUCGACGUACGCUUUCAAGGAGACCGCAUUCUGUACGAACUGGGCCUUCAGGAGGCCAUGGCGCAGUAUGCCGGUAGUGACCCACUUCAGGGAGCUGUGGCAUAUCUGGACAGCUUCUUUGGCAUGGGUCGUGCAAUGUUCGAAUUGGUUCCCGGCUACGACUGCCCCGCUUAUGCAGAUUUCAUGGACACAAUUAUAUACGAUGCUGAGCGCACCCAGCGACGGCAAAAGACUAUAUGCUUGUUCGAGUAUACGGCGGAUUAUCCCCUGCAGCGACACUCGACAUCAUUCUAUGUAUCCAUUUCUCGAAAUAAUUACCUCGUGCUGCGAACCACGGCUGUAGUUGGAAACUAUGACUAUACUGUUGACUAUGUAUUCUAUCUGGAUGGAAGCAUUGAGAUCAAAGUACGGGCCAGUGGGUACAUUCAAGGUGCGUAUUUAGUGCCUGGUGAAACCCAGGAAUACGGGUUUCGCGUGCAUGACCAAUUUUCAACUAGCAUGCACGAUCAUGUCAUCAACUUCAAGGCCGACUUUGACAUCAUUGGUUCUCAGAAUACCCUCAUCAAAGUGGAUAUUGAGCCAAAAACUAAAUCCUACCCUUGGUCCGAAGGGGAGGGAUUGCAUACCAUGGGGCUCAGCAGCAUUCCCAUUUCAAAGGAAUGUGGUUUCAACUGGCCCUCUAAUUCACAAUCUAUGUAUAUUGUGACGAACAAUCAUUCGCAAAAUAAGUGGGGAGAGACUCGUGGUUACCGUAUUAUGCCUGGCUCGGGGAUGGGUACACCCGCGCAUCUGGCGUUCGAAGGCUCUCGCAGUCUGGGCAGAGCGGCGAUGUGGGCCACGAAAGACCUUUGGGUGACGAAACAGAAGGAUGACGAAGUGCGAAGUGCCAGCCCACGCAAUGCCUUCAACACGGAUCAGCCUAUGGUUGAUUUUAGUCAGUAUCUAGAUGAUGAGGAGAUCGAACAAGAAGAUCUUGUGAUAUGGUUUAAUCUGGGAAAUCACCACGUACCACACUCGGGAGACAUUCCCAACACUCUACAGCACACAAGCUCUAGUUCUGUCAUGCUUGUGCCAUUCAACUUUCAUGACCGUGACGCCAGCCGUAAGAGCGCGCAGGGAGUUCGCGUGGAUCUUGCCGGACAAAAUGGGGGAACAGCGAAGGCCCAAUUCUUUGGCCAUCACUACGAACAUGGUUUCGUGCUGGAUGAGAACCAUGUGAUUCCUAAUUUAACCGCAUAUGGUGCCCAAGAGCAUCACGUGAGAAAAUUCCCCUACACCGAAGAUAUGCUGUCCAUGUAA
Penicillium samsonianum is the source of this 2388-nucleotide messenger RNA. Its product is annotated as membrane copper amine oxidase. Gene Ontology annotation, cellular component: plasma membrane. Gene Ontology annotation, biological process: amine metabolic process. NCBI's taxonomy places the organism in Eukaryota, Fungi, Ascomycota, Eurotiomycetes, Eurotiales, Aspergillaceae. The record is from RefSeq and is a predicted model, not a curated record. The coding region runs from base 1 to 2388 and encodes 795 amino acids. Gene Ontology annotation, molecular function: primary methylamine oxidase activity; quinone binding; copper ion binding. The transcript is spliced from 4 exons.